Messenger RNA from Trichosurus vulpecula (common brushtail), 2735 nucleotides. It is a transcript of the gene TMT1A, whose product is annotated as methyltransferase like 7A. The record is from RefSeq and is a predicted model, not a curated record. Gene Ontology annotation, molecular function: S-adenosylmethionine-dependent methyltransferase activity. NCBI's taxonomy places the organism in Eukaryota, Metazoa, Chordata, Mammalia, Diprotodontia, Phalangeridae. The coding region runs from base 66 to 800 and encodes 244 amino acids. The transcript is spliced from 2 exons.
GGGUCCUGAACUUUAAAAAGGACUGAAUUCUUCUGGAAUCAGCCCGGACGUUUCACUUUUCACUCAUGGCACUCACGGUCUCCAUUGUCCAGCUGGCCAUCUCCGUCAUCGCGUUUCCCAUCUUUCUACUCCACUUCUUGGGUCUGUGGGAUCGGACAUGCAAAAAGCUCUUUCCUUACUUCAUGGAACAGGUCACCAAAAGCUACAACAGAGAGAUGUCUGCCAAGAAGCAGGAGCUCUUCAGCAACCUGCAGGACUUUGCAGGAUCCUCAGGGAAGGUGACCUUGAUGGAGAUUGGCUGUGGCACCGGGGCCAACUUUAAGUUCUACCCCCCUGGCUGCAGGAUCACCUGUGUUGACCCCAAUCCUAACUUUGAGAAGUUCCUGAUCAAGAGCAUUGCUGAAAACCAACACUUGCAGUUUGAACGCUUCAUAGUGGCUCCAGGGGAAGACAUGCCUCAAAUAGCAGACAACUCCAUGGAUGUGGUGGUCUGCACCCUGGUCCUGUGCUCUGUAGAGCAGCAAGAGAAAUUCAUCAAAGAGAUGUACCGAGUGCUGAGGCCGGGAGGUGCUUUUUAUUUCAUGGAACAUGUGGCGGCUGAACCGUCCAGCUGGAAUUUCUUCUGGCAACAAGCCCUUAAGCCAACAUGGCAGCUAAUGUUUGAUGGUUGCGACUUGACCAGAGAGACCUGGAAAGCCCUGGAGAGGGGCAGCUUCUCCAAAUUGAACCUCCAGCACCUGCAGGCACCCCUGUCCUGGAAGAUAAUCCGGCCUCACAUUGUUGGAUAUGCCACAAAAUAAUGGAGUGGGAGAGAGGAGAAGGGGGUGUGGGAGGAAUUUCCUGUUCUCCUUUUAAAACUAAAUAUGAAAAUGUUGUGGGUAAGGGGAAGAAGGGAGACUAUUCUCUUUCACACACUGAAAGGAGGGGAGAGCAGAAUGGGAAGAGAUGCCCUAUUAUACUUUCCUAGUUCCUGACAUUCUCCUGGAAAAACAUGAAAAAAAAAAAACAACCCAGCUGUCAACUAUGCAGGAUGACUGGGAAAUAUUUAUUGUGGAAUACCCAUAUAAUCUCAAAAUCAAAUUCUAUUCAGCACCUUCAGCUUUUCCAACAAUAUAACAUCUUACCCCAGUUGUUAACAAAGGGCUAGGUUGAAAUGGACUUGGCACCUUGCCCCCCACUCCCUUGUUGUUAAUAAGAAGAAGCUAACUUGGUAAUCUACAGAGCCAAACAUGGAGGUCCUUAAUAAUUGAGUCUGUGAUACACAACAAAUUCCCAAAAAGAGAUUAGCAGGAUUCAGUUCCAGGAAGAGGACUUUUUGAGCCUGGUUCUCCUGGGUGCCAUGAUUCAUUCUGUUCAGAGAGGUUUUUUCCACCUCUCAAGUUCUAUUGUCUAUACAUGUCUAACACUGGCCUCAGCUUAUUCAGAGCAUACAUAAACACGAAGCUAUAUUGUUUCAUGUGGGACAAAGUGCCCUAUGUUUAAAUAGUUAUUCAUAAUAAUAAUAAUGCCCUAAGCACCAGAUCACAAAUGCUUAAGUAAUUAAAGCACACAGGAGACAGCAUCACACAGUAGAAAGAGCACUGGCUUUGGGAUCGGUGGACCUGCAUUUAAAUCCUGACUCUGCAUGACCCUGGCAAAUCCCUUAGCCUCUCUGGGACUUAUUUUCCUUAUUUGCAAAAUGAGUAGAUUGAACUAUUCUAAGGCCCCUUCUAGCUUUAAAUCCUAGAACCUAAAAGAUUAUAAAAUGUUUGACAGAUAUAAUUUUGUUUGAUCUCAUAAAGAACUCUGGGAGGUAUAUUAUUAUCCUCAUUUUACAAGUGAGGCUCAUAAAAACCAUUCCAGUGACUUGCCCAAGUUAUAUAACUUAUCCAACAUACACACACACAUAUGGAUAUAUUGGAUAGACUCAUAUAACUUAAAUGUAAACUUUAUAUAGACAUAUACCAUGUAUUUAUGGGUAUAUGGACUGUAUGUCAUAUAUACAUGUAUACAUGUGUAUGUGUAUAUAUGCUUAAUAUAUACAUACGUGCUUAAUAUAUACAUGCUUUAUAUAUACAUAUAUAAAGUUUACAUCCAAGUUAUGUAAGUUUAUCCAACUGAUAAAGAGCAGAGUCGGUAUGUGAUCUUAGGUCCUCAGACUCCGUCCAACUCAACUGUUCUUCCUUAGAAGGGCAGACAUUUUUCUAUUCGAGCCAUAGCCAAGUGCAUUUAUUAGGAUUAUCCAUACCCAAGUCAUCCUAGUUACUACGGAAACAAGAAAACCUAACUCAUAAUUAUUCACAUGUGAUUAGAUUAUUCUUUGGUGUGUUUUGGCUCAUUAGCUUUCAUAUCUAUCUGCCAUUCAGUCGCAAUAGCUUUGCACAGAAUAGAGAGGGGUCCCUUGGGAAUCAAGAAAGUUGUAGGUGCUGUAGUCUGGGGAAGUUCAAUUGACAAGUGAACUAGGCAGCUCCAUCUGGAUCUUUGUUCUGAGUGGCUAGCUCAAUAACAGUUAUGGGAAGCCAGUUGGGUUGCCUGAGUGCUUUGGAAGUAGGUGUAAGUUGUUCUAUCUUUAGAAGAUUUCAUGGGUUUGGUAUUAUGGCAAGUCUAUUUUCUUACAUGUUGUACGGUAAUAAGUUUGCUAUUUGUCUUGAGGGGCUUUACAAAGGGAACUGUUUUUUAACAAAUCAAAUCAAUAAAGAAAUUCCUGUUCUUUUUUUUUUGGAAAUCAAAUUAAAUGUUAUAUCUUAAUUGUUGGA